GUCUUUACCUUCUGGCCACUGGAGAUAGAUAUCAGCUCCCGCCCCGCCUCUGCUGUCAUCUUACAUCUGAUGCAUCUUUUCCUCUUUACGAUUUGAUUAAAAACUCAUGCUGACACAGGAGACAGGAGACCGGGGACGGCACCUUGAAAGCAGUCCUCCAAACCGUUGCUCUGUUUCAGUGUCAGUCACCAUUCUGUACAAGUGACCCAUGAGUAAGUGACUCAGUCAAAUCCAGUUUGCUUCCCCCAUGCUGCACUGACUUUCUGCGUUCACUCCCAUUCAUCCUGAAAGCCUUAAAAACAGAAACAGCAUCACUUAGGCUCAGAGUUUUCUUUGGGUUGGAUGAGUUGCUUGGCUAUGAAGCACCAAAACCUUCAAGAACCAGCGGUUUGCUGAGUGUUCUGGUGAGAUAAUGGCCAGUCCUGUCCGAAUCCAGUCAGACAGCGCUGUUCUUCAGCCGCCGCACUCCACAGGCUUCACCGAGAGCUCGCUGGCCCUUCUCAAGCGAGAAGAUGGCUUGGAGAUGAUCGACCACAAACCCCGUCUUGACGGCUUGGACCGAGGACAUCCGGGACUUUAUCUGUCCUGCUUUGACAUGCUGUUCACCGAGGAUGCUGCCUGGCUGGUGAGGGUGUCGGAUUCGUCCACAUCCACAGGCGUCGGGCCCAGACUGGAGCCGUGUCAGGAGCCGGAGCAGUGUCCGGUGAUCGACAGCCCCGGGCUGGGAGCCUCGCCGCUGUCUCCUACUCUGGAGGAACAGGUGGAGGAGCGAUCAUUAGAACAGGUGCAGAGCCUGGUAGUGGGAGAAGUUCUGAAGGACAUCGAGACCGCUUGCAAACUUCUCAACAUCACACCAGACCCGAUGGAGUGGAAUUGUGGGAACGUUCAGAAGUGGCUGUUGUGGACGGAGCAUCUCUACAGGCUCCCGCAGGUGGGGAAGGCCUUCCAGGACCUGGAUGGCAAAGAUUUAUGCUCCAUGAGCGAGGAAGACUUCCGACAGCGUUCGCCCCAGUGCAGCGAAACUUUACAUGCACAUCUGGAUAUCUGGAAAUCAGCUGCUUGGAUGAAGGAAAGAUGUUCAGGUGGAGAGACCAGGAUGAGAGAAGGUGAAGAGCUGUGGUCUGAAGCGGAUUCGUCUUGUUCUGGUCAGCCGAUACAUCUGUGGCAGUUCCUCAGAGAGCUUCUGCUCAAACCUCACAGUUACGGACGCUGCAUCCGCUGGCUGAAUAAAGAGAAAGGGAUCUUCAAAAUCGAAGAUUCGGCUCACGUGGCGCGUCUCUGGGGUUUGAGGAAGAACCGUCCGGCUAUGAACUAUGACAAACUCAGCCGCUCUAUUCGGCAGUACUAUAAAAAGGGCAUCAUCCGCAAGCCAGAUGUCUCACAAAGACUCGUCUAUCAGUUCGUCCAUCCGGUCUAAGAGCGAUGGUGAACUUGACCUCUGAGAACCGACAAGCCCUCCUGCACAUCUCCUGAGACUACUUCUGGGUUUUGCAUGACAGUGAAACCAAGAAAGGUGCAAGCAAGUUCCAAGACACAAUCGUGCUUGGAAACGUCCGAUGUGUACUUGCACUCUUUUAAAAACUCCUGUGUCUGUUAAAAUGUAGUAUCAGCUUUGCACUGCUACUUUCUGUUACUUUAAGAAAAGCCUGUCAAAUAAAUGAUGAUGUUUAACAGAAGCCCUCUAAGAGAGAUUUAGUAGAUAUUCUUUGAAGUAUGUUACAGGUUACUCGCAUGGUCUGCCUGUCAGCUAACACGCAGCGUGUGAAUCUCUGAGCAAACCUUGGUUUCCCUGCCCAUGAUUUGCAGUGGAAAGACUGGAGUUUGCAUUAAUCUCUGGCUGCCACCCAGCAAACAUCCCCUUUUUUUUCUGGUUUGUGAUUAAUUGCACUGCAAACCUUUCAAGUCCGCCCAUGUGAACUUUCUCCACUUUCUUCAGUAAUCGGCCACCUUUGCACGCACCUCCCUGCUCACGUCACAUUGCACACUGAUGCAAACGAGGGCUUAUAGCAGCCUGUGGAUUUUCAUACACUGCAUUUGUCCUGUGUGUUGUAACGGUUAAUUGACAGGUUUAAGUCCUGAAGUCUGAGUUUAGCAGAGAAAGUCAUUUUUUUAGCCUGAGAGAGGUUUGGUUUCUAUUGUGGCUCUUGUAUUUUUGUAAAUCUCUAUUGUGAAGUCUAAUCUAGAAGAGUCACUGGAUAACAGUUGCUUCCACUAAUGCCGUCAUUACAAAAUAUUAUCUGUAAUUAUACAAUUAUAUUAAAGCUGAGAGGUCAUUUUUCAUGUACAUUCAGUUGUUGUUCCUAAUGCAUUUCUUUAUUAAAUA
Messenger RNA from Carassius auratus (goldfish), 2323 nucleotides. RefSeq names its product SAM pointed domain containing ets transcription factor (gene spdef). The coding region runs from base 413 to 1417 and encodes 334 amino acids. The record is from RefSeq and is a predicted model, not a curated record. NCBI's taxonomy places the organism in Eukaryota, Metazoa, Chordata, Actinopteri, Cypriniformes, Cyprinidae. Gene Ontology annotation, biological process: regulation of transcription by RNA polymerase II; cell differentiation. Gene Ontology annotation, molecular function: DNA-binding transcription factor activity, RNA polymerase II-specific; sequence-specific DNA binding. Gene Ontology annotation, cellular component: nucleus. The transcript has 6 exons.